Messenger RNA from Diprion similis, 1169 nucleotides. It is a transcript of the gene Trf, whose product is annotated as TATA-box-binding protein. Bases 213 to 938 code for a protein of 241 amino acids. The transcript has 5 exons. Lineage: Eukaryota; Metazoa; Arthropoda; Insecta; Hymenoptera; Diprionidae. The record is from RefSeq and is a predicted model, not a curated record. Gene Ontology annotation, biological process: DNA-templated transcription initiation. Gene Ontology annotation, molecular function: DNA binding; RNA polymerase II general transcription initiation factor activity.
CGUACAUUAUUUUUUAUUAGUCUAAAAGGGAUGUGUUGCGGACCACGAAUAAAGAAUUGCGAAGUAUCCAUGGUAACGCCUUAGAUGGCAUGAGUGAUGAAGGGUAAGGAAUGUUCGAUCGGGUGACAACGUGUGGUGCGUGUGGUCAAGUGUAGCGUGGUGUCAACUGUCGGUCGCAGACUCUGCAUGUUAAGUUCUUUACUUGACAUAAAAUGAGUUCUGCAACUCAAACUGAUCAUGAGUUGAAAAAACUGUUAAACAAUCCAGCUAAAAAUGUCACGGAUGACGCCUCUAUGGCGCCUCCGCUCUCGACGAACGUUCCACGGCCGAGUACGUCUCAAAAUGUUAAUCCACAGUCUGCAAUGAAUCCCAUGCUACCCGCAUUCAGUAAAAAAGAGGUACUUCAACCACGUCUGCAAAAUAUAGUAUCAACAGUUAAUUUAGGAAUGGAAUUAAAACUCAUGUAUAUAAAUACUAGAACGAGAAAUUCGGAAUACAACCCUGCACGUUUCACCGGGCUAAUAAUGCGAAUACGAGAACCAAAAACAACAGCUCUUAUAUUUAGAUCUGGUAAAUUGGUUUGCACUGGAGCACGGUGUGAAGAAGAUUCAUAUCUGGCAGCCAGAAAGUUUGCCAGAAUAAUACAGAAAUUAGGAUUUGCUGUAAAGUUCAUGAACUUCAAGGUUCAUAAUAUUGUUGCAACGUGCGACUUGAAGUUUCCUAUCAAGUUGGAAAACUUAAAUCACAUGCACGGCCAGUUUUCUAGUUACGAACCAGAGCUAUUUCCUGGUUUGGUUUAUCGCAUGGUCUUGCCAAGGGUUGUACUCUUGAUAUUUGUCAAUGGAAAGAUUGUGCUAACUGGUGCCAAAAGUCGUGCGGAAUUGCAAGACGCUCUAACAAAUAUACAUCCAAUUUUGAAGAGUUUUAGAAAACAGUAAAAUACCCGUAGCCACCGACUAUUGUCGUUAAUUUGUUAUCAUAGAGUAAAUUUUGUACAUUAAAAUCAAUUGAAUAAAUCUGUGAUUAUUUGUUAUAAAAUUGAUUGCGUUGAUUAUUGUACUUAUACUUCAUUAGAAUAGGUUGUACGAGAGAAAUUAGAACAGAAUACACGGGAGACGUCGCAGGUGUGUCAACUGUUUUAAAAUAUAUAUUUUCUCAACUUGGAAAAU